Terrapene triunguis (Three-toed box turtle) is the source of this 5599-nucleotide messenger RNA. RefSeq names its product cytoplasmic phosphatidylinositol transfer protein 1-like. Gene Ontology annotation, biological process: phospholipid transport. NCBI's taxonomy places the organism in Eukaryota, Metazoa, Chordata, Testudines, Emydidae. The record is from RefSeq and is a predicted model, not a curated record. Gene Ontology annotation, cellular component: cytoplasm. The transcript is spliced from 10 exons. Gene Ontology annotation, molecular function: phosphatidylinositol binding; phosphatidylinositol transfer activity. Bases 522 to 1469 code for a protein of 315 amino acids.
CGGGCAGGUAUUUCCACCCUCCACGGCUGCCCCAGGGCAGGGCCGGCCGGGCUGCCUGCGCUGCCAGAUGCUUUCCCCUAGGGGUCGGUGUGAGCGAGGGCUCGGCAGCAGGAUGCGGCGAGCGGCGGCACCGGAGUGAGGGAGCCGCACUCGCAGCCCAGGGGCAGCGGCGUGGGCAGCGCGGAUCGCUGGCUCCCGACCUUCCUGGGGCACAGGCAGCCCGGCUGCUGGCGGGCGAGAGGCGGUGGGUCCCUCGGCCCAGCGGGGCCGCUUUGGAAGCGGAUCAGGAGUUGGAGGCAAACUCCUGUGAGCGGCCGCCGCGGGGACGGACAGAUGUGAAGGAAAAUCCCGCCGCUCCGGGUCCGGAAUGAGUCCUUCUCCGAAGGAGGCUUGGGUGCCACUCUGCUUUCUCCACACCGACGUUUCCACUUGAUCCAGCGCUCCCGUCUGCCCCCCACUCUCAGCUUCCUUCCAGAGGGGCUGCCUAUGCACCUUGAGCCCAGCAGAGCGAGGGGGCCAUCAUGCUGAUAAAGGAGUAUAGGAUCUGCAUGCCACUCACCACUGAAGAGUACCGCGUUGGACAGCUCUACAUGAUCAGUAAGCACAGUCACCAGGAGAGCGAAAAAGGCGAGGGUGUGGAAGUGGUGAAAAAUGAGCCGCAUGAAGACCCUGUCCACGGGCCCGGCCAGUUCACCGAGAAACGUGUGCACCUGUCCAGCAAGCUGCCCAGCUGGGCCCGCGCGGUGACCCCCCGGAUAUUCUACAUCACAGAGAAGGCCUGGAACUAUUACCCCUACACCAUUACGGAGUACACGUGCUCCUUCCUGCCAAAGUUCUCCAUUUACAUUGAGACCAAGUACGAGGAUAACUGUGGAGACAACGCGAAUAUCUUCCUCAGUGACAAAAUCCUGGGCGAUCAUGAGGUCACGUUCCUGGACAUCGCCUUUGACGAGAUUCCUGAGCGCUAUUACCAGAGCCCAGAGGACCCACGGUACUUCAGCUCGGUGAAGACGGGCCGGGGGCCCCUGAGAGAAGGCUGGCAGGAGCACACCAAGCCCAUCAUGUGCUCCUACAAACUGGUCACAGUUAAGUUCGAGGUGUGGGGGCUGCAGACACGAGUGGAGCAGUUUGUCCACAAGGUGAUCCGGGACAUCCUGUUGAUAGGACACCGGCAGGCCUUCGCCUGGAUAGACGAGUGGUGCGAGAUGACGAUGGACGAGGUGCGUCAGUAUGAGAGGGAAACUCAGGAAGCCACCAACGAGAUCAUCGGCAGGGUAACGCCCUCCAUUUCCAUCAGCGAGGUGGGGCAGCCCUCAGCCACUCACAGCGCCCCUGCCAGUGCCCCCUCCACGCCACUGAGCGGCGACCCCCCAGAAUUCCUCAGCGCACCCAAGGACAGGGCCCGGAAGAAAUCCGCUCCGGAAAUGCUGACGCUGCCAGCACUGAGGGAGCGCGCCAAUGCUGAGUAAUAGCUACCCUUGGGCCAAGCCCAUCGGACGGACGCAGAGCCCCGAUUCCUUCCCCCCAUGACUUGGGGACAACGCCACCCACCUAACCUGCCUUGAGACGCCUAAACUCUACUGUUGUCCUUCAGAAUGUCGUUCCCUCCCUCCCCAAUAAAAGAGACCCCAGAUCGGUUCCAGCGCCGGACGGCGGAAGCCCCGUUGUGAGGUUGCAGACUUCCCUGCUGUCCUAGAUGGCCUGAGGCUGCCGUCUCCCUACUCCCCUGUGGUCGUCUCUCUCUUCUCAGCAUUCCAGUGCGGGCUCUGCUUUUCCAGCCAUCAACUCAGGGAGGGCUCCUGGUCCAGCCAGCACAUUGGUGCUGCUUCUUGAGGGAGAUGCGCUGCACCAGACCAUGUCGGCGGCGCUGCUCAGCCACCCCUCAUCUGUCCUGGGGGGUGAUGCUCCUCCAAGCACCCUCUGCUGGAGCCAGGCUGGGGAAGGAAACCGACACGCCAACCUCUCCCUAAUGAAGUCGGAAGCACCUUAGAAACGACAGUGGAUUCUUCUUAUUAGCAACCUCUUGGUUGCCAUUAUCUGGAAGUUAUCAAUGAGCAGGAGGCAGGUGCUGCUAGGGAAAGAAGUGCUGGGAUAUGCUGAGCAGGGUCCUCGGUGCCAGGGCAGGACACGGCCUGGAGAGCGCAUGGAAAGGUACCUUGCGACCCCAGCGCUUCCUUCCUGUGCAGCCCUGCAAACCUGCCUGCAGCCGUGGCCAAGCUGUCAGUAAGCAGCAGGCCAUUGGCAGUGUGGGAAUCCCAUUAACAUUACAGGGGGCAGGAUCAGCUGGCUAAACACUACUAUUAACCAGAAGUUGUUAGCAUCAGGAUUGCUUGUAAGUGGAAUCUACGAUAUCCAUAAAAACUGCCAGGCAUUGGCUGCCCCUGGUCCCCAUUGGGACCUGCCAGGACUUUUAGCUGAUGUCCCUGCCUCCUCCCGUGAUUUCCGGCUGCACGCCUGGCUUCCAUGUAAAACAGUGGCCCCAACCAUCCACCUAACCUCACUGUACAGUCUCCUCCCAGCUGCAAAGCCAUGGUGAGGGCACCUGCUUCCUUUCCAGGCUAAAUAGGAGAGCCAGGUAUUGGACUGAAGAGAGGCGCUGCCGACAGCCCUAUCCAGACUGCUUUGGGGACAAUCCCCUGCAGCCAGAUGAGAUUCCUCAGGGCACUGGUGAAGAGCCAGGCCGGGGCCUUGUCUAUGCUAGGGACAGUUUCCUACCUGUUGCUAGCCCUGGUUCUCCGGCACUAGCUAUGUUAGGAGCCCCAGUGUAGAAAAGGCCCCACCAGAUUGUACGCCCGCUCUGAGUAGGGGGUUAUGCGACACGGGCCUGAUUAUCAUUUACACUCAGGGCCCCACCCUCUGCCCUCUCAGUAGUUCAAAGCAGCUAUGGUGUGCAUUGGCGCUGGCAGACAGCAAGCCGGCUUUGCCAGGCCCCGGUGUUGCUAAGCGGUGGGUAUGCCUCAAUGUUAGGAAUGGGAUGGGGAGCUUCAGCCUUUGUCUCUAGUGUAGACAGGUCCCUGAAGCCUGAAUUGCUGCUCUUCGCAUUGCUGCUUCUGCUGUCCCAACUGAGCUGCCCCGUGUCUGUAAGCCCUGCCAGGGGAAGGUCAGGGAGGGCCCAGCCUGGUGCCCUUUCCUUUCACCAGUCCCCUCUGGUGACACUGGCAAGAAUGGAGCCCGUCACUCCUGACCACCCCGCCUUUCAGCCAAGCAGUGUUCUCUCCGUUGGUGCCUUCAGGAGUAGGACUAUCGCCACGCAUGCUUCCUGGUGCCCUUGUGGGCCCUCGGCGAGGCUGGUGUGCACCACUCCCCCUCCCUCCAUGCACCAUGUUACCAUCUGUUCCGACUGCGCCUCAGUCACCUCAGACUUCAGCAGCCUUGAAACUGCCUCUUGCUAAUCCAGCUCCCUGCUGGAGUAGGGUCUUAUUGCCAGCUGAGCCCCAGGAGCUGCCAUGCAGGACCUAAGGGAUGCUGGAAAUGUGCAGACUCUGGGAACAGGGGUGUCAACCACCAACUGUCACAGCCAUAAGGCUGGUUUUGAACCGCCCAUACUAAGCACACGUUGAAUUGCACUUAUUCCUAAACAGGAAUCUCCCCAACUCCCUCCCCUCUGCUAGGGCCUCCUGGCUGGUCUCUGUUUGUCUGGGUUGUAAUUAUCCAUGCUACGAAUCGUGUCCCAGACCAGCAGAAAUGAAAUAGCCAGUGUCUGCUUCAAGAAAGUGCAUGGGCCUGCUGCAGGAAUAGGGAUGGUCUAAGCCAAGGUGACCCUGAGCAACAAGGCCCUGGUCCCGUGAGGAGCCGAGCACCUCUUCCGUAGCUCUGUGUGCCUUCCGUUGAGGUUUAGGGGCCUCAGCAGCAAGCAGGGUCAAGCUUGUAGUCUUUUACAUGAGGCCACUGGAAGAGUAGAUUGGCUCUUGCUUGGGAUUCAUAGUUGCCAGCUGAGAAGCACUGGGACGUGAUGGGAGGAGGCUGGGUUUGGAGAUGCACCCACAUGUUUGGAUGUUUUUCCCAACCUUCUACAAACUAUCCCAAACUCUUGAGUCUGCAAAACUGGGCUGGGAUUUGAUGGGAACAGGGUCUCGUGGCAUUUUGUCACCCCUGGAAGCUACGUGAAAAUGGGGAACAUUAACCAAGCAUUUUGGAUAAGUUGAGUUUGAGAUGAAGGUUUGGGUUUAUUUUUAAUUUGAUCUAGGCUGGUUUGUCCGCCCCAUGGGCAGUGCAAAGGGCUGAUGCAGUUGUGCAGAAAAUCCAUUCACUGCCUGGCAGCGCUGAAUGCAAUGGAAGGAAGUGUUUUUAUAUGUGCUAUAGAAGGUUGGAUAUUAGAGAUGGGCUAGACCCAGAGACUCCAAUUCAAACCCUUCCCAAGGGUGAGGAGUUGGAUUUGAAUCCUCCGAGUGUGGUUCAGGUUCUGGAUCAAAUCCAGAAUUGGGAGGGAUCUAUUUGCUGCUUCCAGGAAGCAGCUGAAAUCUCACAAAGCCACAUGGCAAGAUUUUUGCACCCUCGGAUUUACACUGAAGACCAGAAUUCCAAGUCAGAGCCUUGCUCCGUAGGAUCUGAGUCCAUCUCUGGGGUAGAUCAUUAUCCCUGGUUGGAUGGAUUUUACAAAGCCCCCUCUGGUGUCACUGAGUUUUAUGUACCUCGCUCAAGUUUUGUGUAGUAUGGACUAAGCCUUUUAAUGUGUCUGGUGCUUCCUGGGUCUCAGGGCCUUGUGCGGCUGGGAUUUGGUCUGUGUUUCGCCCAGAUACAACAUUCCAGUCUGGACUUCUCUGCUUUGUGUCUUUAAUUGUGAGCCCUCGCAGGCUCGCGCUUUGUGCCAAAUUCCAAGGCCAUGUGUUGGUGCCCGUGGAAAGUGUGUGCGUGAACAUAUGGGUGUGUGGACCGCUGGCCUCACGUAGCCAUGAGAGUGUGUUCCCACUGCAGCGAACGCGGAGGUGUUUGGGCUGCUCCCGUUUUGGUCCCCAGAGGCCCUGGGCUGGAGUUCUGUCUCUCGUGGGUGGCCCGGGGCCUUGGCUUCCUGAGGUGCCACCUGGGCAAGUGUGUAGUAGCUGGCAAUGGCAGGGGCUCUGCAGGGAGCACACAGGAGACUGGCUCUUGAUUGGUGCCCUCUGAGCGAGUGCCGACCAUCAUGCACGGCGGCCGGAGGCCAGUGCUGAAGCUGAAGGGCCGUUCUCUUAUAAAUAGCACCUGGCCAUGGGUGUCUGUCGAAGAGCCACUCCCCCUACUCCUCCACCCCAUUCCCAUUCUGCGUCCAUGGGUUGUGUUUGUGCAGAGCCCCUGCCUCCCUGCACUUUCAAUGGGGCUAGGGCUGCAGCUGCCAGCCUGUAAAUAGGGAUUUGCUGAAGACAAAACCCAAAUGUGAGGCGGGAGGGUCUGCAUCACAGUGGGGUCUGGGGGAUUGGCGGGAAUGUAUCUUGCAUGCAAGUGUCAUGAUGUAGCAUUCCCCACCCCUUGUCUGGCUUCCUACCCUCCCCGCCCAGCUCCCAACUACUCUCACCCCCUUCCUCCCUGCCCCGUGCCCCGUCCUCUUACACCCUCACUAAUUUCUUUCUCUUCCACCCCCUCCCCUGUCCCCCCCAGGCAGCCAGGGCACUGGGUGUCUGUGGGC